Molecule: messenger RNA, 903 nt
Organism: Zasmidium cellare ATCC 36951
Lineage: Eukaryota; Fungi; Ascomycota; Dothideomycetes; Mycosphaerellales; Mycosphaerellaceae
Exons: 2
Coding region: 1-903 (300 amino acids)
Biological process (GO): recombinational repair; interstrand cross-link repair
Cellular component (GO): mitochondrial chromosome; mitochondrial nucleoid
Molecular function (GO): single-stranded DNA binding
Source: RefSeq, a predicted model, not a curated record
AUGCCAGCACCCGCCUCAAGACGGGCCUUCUCCCGCCUCCUCACCACCCUGCGCACCCCCUCCACCCACCGCCGCGCCUUCUCCUCCAUCCCCGCACGACAGCAGCAACAACAACAACAACCCCAACCCGCCACCACCCCAUCUCCCCAAACCGCCGCCCAAGUCCAACACGACCUCUCCCCCUCCGACGAAUCCCAACCCCUCCGCUCCCUAACCGAAGGCCUCUCCGACCCCCCGCCCAUCCUCUCCGAAGAUGAAAAACAAGUCGACUGGACCCGCUCCUUCCACGGCCUCUCCUCCUCGCCCUUCACGCCCGAGCAAUCCGACAUCUUGCAGCAGAGAUUGGAUUUCGAUGAUAUUGAGAUCAAACCCGAUGGCAUCGUGUACUUGCCGGAGAUUAAGUAUAGGAGGAUUUUGAAUCGCGCGUUUGGGCCUGGCGGGUGGGGGCUUGCGCCGAGAGGGGAGACGAUUGUUACGGGGAAGGUGGUGACGAGGGAGUAUGGGUUGGUUUGUGGGGGGAGAUUAGUCUCCAUCGCCCGCGGCGAACAAACCUACUUCGACCCGGAUGGCAUCCCCACCGCGACCGAAGGCUGCAAAUCCAACGCCCUGAUGCGGUGCUGCAAGGACCUGGGCAUCGCGUCUGAGCUCUGGGAUCCGCGGUUCAUCAAGAAGUUUAUGGCGGAGAUGGGGAAGGAGACGAUGGUGGAGCAUGCGGCGACGAAGAAGAGGAGGAAGCAUUGGAUGCGGAAGGGUGAUGAGGUGAAGUAUCCUUUUAAGGAUAUUGGGAUGCCUGGGGCUGGGACGGGUGGGAGUGGGAAUGGUGGUGGGGGUGUGGCGGCGCAGGCGGGGAGGGCUUAUAGGACGACGACGAAGACGGCGGAGAAGACGGCGGAGAAGAAGUGA